AUGACUGAUCCUUUGAGCAUUACUGCCUCUGUGCUCGCAGUUACUACAGUCGCCAUUCAGUCGACGAAGUCGCUCUGCGACACCGUCAAACGCUUCAGGGGUCGCGACAAAACCUUGCGUCGACUUCAAGAUGAGCUCGAGGAUCUCGCCAAUAUUUUGAAUUCGUUGUCGCAAAUGUCAGAUGCGGAGACGCCAAUGUUGGCGCUUCUUGAAGGUCCUAUUGAUCGAUGUAGCCAAGUGUGCGACGACUUCGAACGAUCAAUGAAAGUUUUCAGUGGAAAAUCAAACCCUGGCUUUCGAGAUUGGACAAAGAUGGAAUUUAUGAGGGGCGAUAUCAAUGAAUUUAUAGACGCGAUCACAGGGUAUAAGCUGACAAUCUCGGUCGGCCUGGGCACUGUUACCAUGCAUACUUCCAAAGUCUCCCACCAAGUUCUUCAAGAGUUCAAUGAGGUGAUCCAGGAUACUGUAUAUAACCUUAAGGUCCACUUGCAGCGAAUUGAUGAGAAAAUGGGACAAUUUACUAUCGAAAACACUAGUGCCUCAAACAUAAACAUAGACUUGAAGGACGAAAGGGCAGUGACCAAACAGUGUCUUCGUAUUUGUGAAGACGCGAGGACUUAUAUGGAAUCAGUGAGAAACCGAGAAUUUCCUGUGCAUCAAGAGAAACAUGCUACCGAAGAUGAUAUGCGAGACUGCUUUGAAGCGGAGCUCUUAACACGUCAAACUUUAGAUGAAAGCAGAGACAGCUUCGCAGAGAUCAUUGGCCACCUGCGAGGACGCUUACAAUCCCUAAUCCUGAAUGGAGAUGCUAGAAAUGAGGAUGAGAGAUUGCGGUUACAGGAAGAUAUCAACAUUUCGAAGCAGUGCCUAGAUGUGUGCAAAGUGGCCAGCGAGGUUUCUCAUAAGAAGAUAUACAAAAUUGGGGAGGCGAUUGCUGACGGCGAUAGCGAUCAAGUAGUGGUGACUACUUUAGCGGACCUAUUCGACGUCAAGAAAGCGAUAUCGAAAGGAAAUUCAACGCAGCUGGUUGGGUCCAUGACGGAAGAGGCUCUUCGGCACCUGGCAGAAAAGCGUUAUAACAGUCGCUUUGGGGCUCCAGCAAAUGCCUACAACUCUGCUGAAACCAGCAGCACCAGCUCGCCUUUAUUCUCAGAGUCUCAAAAAGGUAGACAUACUCUUCCGCCACAAACUGGCAACUUCCAGCAGUCUUCGAGGUCGAAACUAGGAAGUGAUAUACCGUCUUGCAACGAGGUGAGAAAACGGGGGGUGGGUGGAGCAACAGACUAA
Nannizzia gypsea CBS 118893 is the source of this 1287-nucleotide messenger RNA. RefSeq lists its product as hypothetical. The coding region runs from base 1 to 1287 and encodes 428 amino acids. The record is from RefSeq and is a predicted model, not a curated record. NCBI's taxonomy places the organism in Eukaryota, Fungi, Ascomycota, Eurotiomycetes, Onygenales, Arthrodermataceae. The transcript has 2 exons.